AUGGAAGAGAUCUACCGGAAUGUGGCUUUCGUAGAUGCUUAUAGGGUAAGAGGUAUGGGAGAGAAGCCAUAUGAAUGCUUGGUGUCUAGAAAGGGCUUCAACAGGAAUACAAUACUUACUUCCCAUCAAAGAAUCUACACACAGGAAAAACCACACAAAUGCUCACUGUGUGGGAAAAGCUACCACCAGAGGUCGAAUCUAAUGAUGCACCAAAGGACCCACACCGGGGAGAAACCCUAUAAGUGCUUGCAGUGUGGAAAGAGAUUCAGUCAGAGCUCUAGCCUUAUUUCCCACCAAAGAAUCCACACAGGGGAGAAGCCCUUUAAAUGUUUGCAGUGUGGAAAGAACUUUGCAUGGAGCCACAAUCUUAUGUCCCAUCAAAGAAUACACACAGGGGAGAAGCCUUUUAAAUGCAUGCUGUGUGGGAAAAGCUUCACAUGGCGUCACAAUCUUAUUUCCCAUCAAAGAAUCCAUACAGGGGAGAAACCAUACAAAUGCCUGGAGUGUGGAAAGAGCUUCAAUCAAAGUACUGACCUCACUUCCCAUCAAAGAAUCCACACAGGGGAGAAGCCGUACAAAUGCUUGCAAUGUGGGAAAAGCUUCAGUCAGAGUUCUAACCUGACUUCCCACCAGAAAACACACAUUGAGAAGCCAUUUAAAUGCACCCACUGUGCAAAAAGCUUCUGUCAGAGGAUUGGCUUAGUUAUACAUCAAAGGAUGCACACAGGGGAGAAACCCUAUACUUGCUCAGAAUGUGGAAAGGGCUUCAUGGCAAAGUCAAAUCUAAUGAACCAUCAGAGAACACACACAGGGGAAAAACCCUACGCUUGCUCAGAAUGUGGAAAGAGCUUCAUGUUGAAGUCAAGCCUUAUUAACCAUCAAAAAAUCCACACGGGAGAGAAACCCCAUACUUGCUCAGAGUGUGGGAAGCAUUUCAUAAUGAAGUCAAGCCUGAUCAACCAUCGAAGAAUCCAUACAGGAGAGAAACCGUAUGUUUGCUCUGAAUGUGGAAAGAGCUUCAGUUGGAAUGAAUGCCUUAUUUCCCAUCAGAGAAGACACAGGGGAGAAAAGCCCCAUGUCUGCAAAGAAUGUGGAAAGGGCUUCACAGUGAAGUCAAGUCUUAUUAACCAUCAAAGAAUCCACACUGGGGAGAAACCUUAUAUUUGCUUGGAGUGUGGGAAAAGUUUCAAUCAGAAUUCUCACCUAACAUGCCAUCAAAGAAUCCACACCGGGGAAAAACCAUUUAAAUGUUCAGAAUGUGGGAAAAGCUUUGUUCGGAAUGACUGCCUUGCUGCUCAUAAAAAAAUACACACGGGGGAGAAGCCAUUUCACUGCUCAGACUGUGGGAAAAGCUUCCACAAGAAGACAAAUCUGACUGCACAUCAAAGAAUCCACACAGGGGAGAAACCAUAUAAAUGCCUGGAGUGUGGGAAGGGUUUCAGCCAGAGCUCAGGCCUAAGGUCACAUCAAAGAAUUCACACAGGAGAGAAACCACAUAAAUGCCUGGAGUGUGGAAAGACCUUCAGUCGGAGAUCAAGCCUUACUUCCCAUCAGAGGAGGAGCCAUUUAAAUGUUUAUAAUAUGAGAAGAACUACAACUGAAGCUGCAGCCUUGCACCCUAUCAAAGAAUAUACCCAGGAGAGAAAUAAGUUUAAUGCUCAGAGUGUGGAGGGAACUCUGAUGGGAAAUGAGAUUUGCUUAAUCACUAAAGAUUGA
Messenger RNA from Gekko japonicus, 1716 nucleotides. Its product is annotated as gastrula zinc finger protein XlCGF57.1-like. The record is from RefSeq and is a predicted model, not a curated record. Lineage: Eukaryota; Metazoa; Chordata; Lepidosauria; Squamata; Gekkonidae. The transcript has 3 exons. Bases 1 to 1716 code for a protein of 571 amino acids.